GAUAGUUAGCUGAGUUCAAGCUGUUAUAAAGACCGCCAGUCAGCCCGCCACUUUGAUUUCUCCUCACUUUAACUUCACACUUUAAUCCAGAUACGAAGUAUGCACUGGGAGAAAUCACCACCAGCAGCUCUGGCCCGCUCCAGGCCAUACCAGGGAGUUCGAGUCCGAGACCCGGUCAAAGAGCUGCUGAGGAGGAAGAGGAGCCUGGACCUGCAGAACGCCAAGACAGCACCCCCUACUGCAGAUGUGGUCACACACAACAACCCGUCAGCGUACACAAGAGGCGUCUUCAGCUCUGAUAUCUCUGCUGGCUCGCCGGCUGAGGCGUCGCCUGCAGUCAGCGAUGCAGGGCAGCAGUGUGCAGGAUGGAAACCAGCAGCCAGCAGCAGCGGCCUGCAGGCAGCUGUUACUCCGUGGUCUUCAUCAGACUACAGCCAGCAGGACCUUUCAGGAGCUCAGACUCUGGCCUACACCGCCACCCCCACCCUCAGCGCUGAUGUGUACAUGCAGACUCUGUGUCCCAGCUACACCAUGCUGACCUACACACACACACCGCUGCUCACUAACUUUGGGACCAUCCCUGUGGCCCCCGCAGCCUCCCUCCCUCAGAUGGAGUUCCCCGACUCUGGGUUGACCUACCUACCCUGGGCCCCGCCCCUCACCACCAUCUCCACCAUGCCCAACUCAGGGGUCCAGUUUGCCCCUGGCCCCGCAGCUCUUCCUGGAUCUCCUCUGGUCCACAUGCCCAUGGCUCUGACCACCAUGAUCCCUCAGGGUGUGGACCCUCUACCACAGGCGCUGGAUCACCCGCAGCAUCCAGACCACCUGGACCCUGAGUCACACGAUCAGUGUCUGGAUGAAGAUCAGGAUGUGGAGUCUGAGCCCCCGAGUCUCCUGGAUAAACUCCUGGAGGAGCAGAAGGACAAUGAUGAAGAGGAGGACAAGAACUCUUUCAGCAGCUCUCUUUUUGUUCCUGAUAUCUGAAAAUGUGACGGCGGUGUUUCUGUGCCUCACUGAAGUCAUGUGUUGUCUUAUUUUGUAGCCGUAGCCUAAAUCUGACGAUAACAUCACUGCACCCUCACAAUUCAUAGCUACAACCUUUGUUUUAGUUCAUUUGCAGGCUUGAAUGAUGCAAAAAUGCACAAGGAAAGCAAACAUCAGAUAGACUUUUCAUAUUUUGGGAUAAUGGAAAACUCUAACAGGUAGUUUGAACCAUAGACUGUAUAAAUAUUGGACGUAGUAUCCGUGACGUCACCCAACUGUUUCUGAAGCGCUGUCUUGAGACCAAUCGUCAGCAAU
Molecule: messenger RNA, 1299 nt
Organism: Notolabrus celidotus (New Zealand spotty)
Lineage: Eukaryota; Metazoa; Chordata; Actinopteri; Labriformes; Labridae
Product: POU domain class 2-associating factor 1
Exons: 5
Coding region: 100-984 (294 amino acids)
Molecular function (GO): DNA binding; POU domain binding
Source: RefSeq, a predicted model, not a curated record